This is a messenger RNA of Hibiscus syriacus, 1273 nucleotides long. RefSeq names its product 1-aminocyclopropane-1-carboxylate oxidase homolog 4-like. NCBI's taxonomy places the organism in Eukaryota, Viridiplantae, Streptophyta, Magnoliopsida, Malvales, Malvaceae. The record is from RefSeq and is a predicted model, not a curated record. The transcript has 2 exons. The coding region runs from base 61 to 1161 and encodes 366 amino acids.
ACAAGAAGUCAUACAAAGUUAACGAAAACGAAAUCCUUGAGAGCUCAUAGAUUCAAGAAAAUGGCAGCUAGCACUGGUUUUUCUUCAGAUUGUGAUCGGAUGAAAGGUAUCAAGGAAUUUGAUCAGUCCAAACAUGGAGUGAAGGGGUUGAUAGAUUCCGGAAUUGCUUCCAUUCCCAAAAUAUUUGUUCAACCACCUGAAACUCUCGCCUCUCUCAGCCCUUCUCAACCCAACGCCGGAAACAUCCCGGUAAUCGACCUGGAAAACAUAAACUCGGAGGCUCAUCGUCCCACAAUUGUCGAGGAAAUAAGAAAAGCUGCAAAUGAAUGGGGGUUUUUCCAAGUAAUCAACCAUGGAAUCCCUGGAACAGUGUUGGAGGAAACGAUUCAAGCAGUCAAAUCAUUCCACCAACAGCCAGCAGAAACCAAGGCAAAGUAUUAUUCCCGUGAAGAGAUGAAAGCCGUGGUUUAUUCGAGCAACAAUGAUCUUUAUCGUUCCAAGGCAGCUACCUGGCACGAUUAUCUCCAGGUUUGGAUGGCACCGGAAGAUCGACGUCCAAAGCUGGAAGAUAUACCAGAAGCACUGAGAAAACGGUCGCUUGAAUGGGAUGUUUGUGCUAAAAAAGUGGCUGAAGAUUUGAUGGAGCUGUUAUGUGAAGGGAUAGGAUUAGAAUCAAGCAAGUUUAAGGACUUGGGGCUUUCUACUGGAAGGCUGUUUGUGGGAGUCUAUUAUCCAUAUUGUCCUCAACCUGAUCUCACACUAGGGCUCACCUCGCAUACAGAUCCAGGUGGUAUAACAGUUUUGCUUCAGAAUCAAGUUCCAGGGUUGCAGGUCAAACAUGGAGAAGAGUGGAUUGAUGUGAACCCCCUUCCUGGAGCAUUGAUAAUCAAUAUCGCCGACCUGAUGCAGAUAUUUUCCAAUGAUGAAUACAACAGCAUUCAGCAUCGAGUUCUAGCUAAUUCAUGUGAAGAGCCACGAAUCUCAGUGGUUGAGUUUCUGAGCAUAGGGAAAUGGGAAGAAACUGAGUAUGGACCUUUACCGGAGUUGGUGUCAGCCGAGAAACCGCUUCGCUAUCGUCGUUUCACCGAGGAUGAAUUUCAUGAUAACUUCUAUAGCAAAGCACUGGACAGUAAAUCCUUCAUCGAUAAGCUUAAACUAUAAGUCAUUUACCAAGAAGAAUACAUUUUAAGUGCUUGCUGCAUCUAAAUUAAUGAAUAAGAUUGAAUGUAUAUGGUGUGCCGUGUUAAUGGGAAGAAUGAUGAGUGUUGACGAA